AUGGACGUGACAUGGAUACUAUUUAAAGGGAAAACAUACACAAACCCCCUCCUCCCAGGCUGGCACUCCGACCCCUCAUGCGUCCACGUCCCAGCCCACAACAACACCACCUUCUGCGUAGCCUCCACAUUCAUCGCCUUCCCCGGUCUGCCCAUCUACGCCUCCCAAGACCUGCAAGCCUGGAAGCUCGCCAGCAACGCCUUCAGCCGGCCGUCGCAGAUCCCCGACCUGCGCGAGACGACGAAUCAGCAGGGCGGGCUGUACGCGCCGACGCUGCGCUACCGCGGGGGGAGGUUCUACCUGAUUGUGUCGUUUUUGGGACCCUCGACUAGGGGACUGCUGUUUAGUAGCGCGGAUCCGUUUAAGAGUGAGGCGUGGGGUGAGCCGGUUGAGUUUGAUGUUGUGGGGAUUGAUCCGGAUAUUUUUUGGGAUGAUGAUGAAGGAAAUGUGUAUGUAACGUCGGCGGAUGAUCAGCGGAUUCAGCAGUAUUCGUUGGAUUUGGAGACGGGGGAGACGGGUCCGGCUGUUGAUUUGUGGAACGGGACUGGGGGGAGGGAUGGGUGGUAUUAUUUGCUGAUUGCGGAGGGGGGCACGGAGGUUGAUCACGCUGUGAUGAUGGCGAGAUCGAAUAAUCGGACCGGUCCGUGGGAGCCGUGUCCGCAUAAUCCGCUGUUGACGAAUAGAGGUACCGAGGAGUACUUCCAGACUGUUGGGCAUGCGGACCUGUUUCAGGAUGGCAAUGGGAACUGGUGGGCUGUGGCGCUGGGUACGCGGUCGGGGCCCGAGUUCGUGACUUAUCCGAUGGGCCGCGAGACGGUCAUGGCGCCGGCGACGUGGGCGGAGGGCGAGUGGCCGGUUAUUGAGCCGGUGCGAGGACAGAUGCAGGGCCCACUUCCUCGCAAGAACAGUCGUUCUCUGAAGGGCCGCGGCGAGGGCCCCUUCGUCAAGCGGCCUGAUCGGUUGGAUUUCGAGCCUGGCUCGUCUAUCCCCGCGCACCUUGUGUAUUGGCGGUAUCCGAAGGAGGAGCAUUUCGCCAUCUCGCCGCCGGGCCACUCGCAUACCCUUCGUCUUACUCCCGCGUUUGCUAACCUCACAGGGGAUGCGUCCUUUCAGCCGGACGAUGACAUCACGUUCCUUGCUCGCCGCCAGACUGACACGCUGUUCACCUACACGGUUGAUGUUAACUUCUCGCCGACAGUGGUCGACGAGGAAGCCGGCAUCACUCUCUUCCUGACACAGUUCCAGCACGUGGAUAUGGGCAUCGUGUUGUUGGAAUCUUCGAGCGGAGCGCUGACGCCCUCGCUCCGCUUCCGCACCGAAGGACGGGGUAACUACGAGGAAGAUAUCCCCACGAAGUCGAUCGAGCUUCCACAUGAGUGGUUGGGUAAACCAGUCAGGCUCGGCAUCCGGGCUGUGAGUGACGAGAAGUACGAAUUCUUCGCACGGUCGACAGGUAGGCCCAAGGAGACCAUCCUUGGGUCUGUUGAUGCCAGGGUGGUGAGUGGAAACACGGGGAAAUUCACCGGCACCCUUGUUGGGGUUUAUGCAACGAGCAAUGGGGGGUCGGGCCAGACACAGGCAUAUGUCAGUCGGUGGAGAUAUGAGGGCCAAGGGCAGAAGAUUGAUCACGAGAUCAUUGUUCCUAGCUACUAG
Aspergillus candidus is the source of this 1653-nucleotide messenger RNA. RefSeq names its product glycoside hydrolase family 43 protein. Gene Ontology annotation, biological process: carbohydrate metabolic process. The coding region runs from base 1 to 1653 and encodes 550 amino acids. The transcript has 4 exons. The record is from RefSeq and is a predicted model, not a curated record. Gene Ontology annotation, molecular function: hydrolase activity, hydrolyzing O-glycosyl compounds. Lineage: Eukaryota; Fungi; Ascomycota; Eurotiomycetes; Eurotiales; Aspergillaceae.